AUGAUCUGCAAAACUCAGAAGCUUAACAACGGAAACGAGAUGCCCACUGUGGGUCUUGGAACAUGGGGGCUGGAGGACGAGGAAGUUCUUGAAUGCUCAAUAAGAAACGCGCUCGAUAUGGGAUAUAGGCACAUAGACACUGCAUUUAUAUACGGUAAUGAAAAGAUUAUAGGAAACAUUCUAAGGAAACUGUUUAAAGAAGGUGUAGUGCAAAGAAAAGAUCUGUUCAUAACCUCGAAGCUUUGGAAUACUUUCCACGGAUGCCCUGAGGAUGCGUUGAGAAAUACAUUGAAUGACCUUCAGACAGACUACGUGGACUUGUAUCUUAUCCAUUGGCCUGUAGCACUCGAUCCGGCACCCGACGGUACUGUAGAGUCUUUCGGAAAAAAAUACAGUGUUGGGAAGUUUAACCCGGUCUCUCUGUGGAAGAAGAUGGAGAAACUUGUUGACCUUGGCCUAGCAAAGUCGAUUGGGAUAUCGAAUUUCGGCAAAGACAACACAGAGAAGAUUCUCCAGGAAUGCAGAAUCCUCCCGGCAGUGGCUCAAAUUGAACUACAUCCAUACUUGAACCAGAAGGAACUUGUGGAAUUCAUGAAGUCCAAGAAUAUCCAAGUUGUAAGCUAUUCGUCCCUUGGAUCGGCAUCGGACUCACCCCUGAAGGUUCGAGAUGACGAGACCAUCAAGAGCAUAGCCAGGAAAUACGAAUGCACUCCGUCCCAAGUAAUACUCAGUUACAUUACUUCCCAGGGGAUUUGUGUGAUUCCAAGGAGUAAGUCUAAGGAACAUCUGAAAGAAAACAUCGACCUGAAAGAGUUGUCGAAGGAAGAUAUCUCUGCCAUUGAUGCCCUCGACAGAGGACACAGGUAUAUCGAUCCUACCAGAUUUGGGCCUGACAGAUUCCUAUAA
Messenger RNA from Encephalitozoon intestinalis ATCC 50506, 906 nucleotides. Its product is annotated as aldo-keto reductase. The record is from RefSeq and is a predicted model, not a curated record. Gene Ontology annotation, molecular function: aldose reductase (NADPH) activity. NCBI's taxonomy places the organism in Eukaryota, Fungi, Microsporidia, Unikaryonidae. The coding region runs from base 1 to 906 and encodes 301 amino acids. Gene Ontology annotation, cellular component: cytosol. The transcript has a single exon.